UAACAGCACAUGGCACUGCGAGCUCAUCACAGAGGAGGACGUAGUGCGCGCGCAGCCACAGGUGGUGUCAGUGCGUGCCACCUUAUCAUCUGAGGCACCACGGGAGACGGAGUCCGGGACCAGCAGUGCCUCAUCACUGUGGAGAACAGAGAUAAAGCCGCUAUCCUGAGGCUGUUUUCUUCUCAUUUUUUUGAGGUCAGCCUUUGCGCCAGUUUGAGCUGAACUGGAAUCUGCUUUUUAACUGGGUGUGUGUUCAAUAUUUUAUCGAGGAACGCGCUUUUAACAGGUGGACGAGGCAACAUUGGUCAUUAAAUCAGACAGCACUCAUUAAGGGUUUUGACGGAGUGUGUGCUGACCUGGUCACUCAAUGGCGCUGACUGUGAACUUGAUUGGUCCCUCGCCAUGGGGGUUCAGAAUAUACGGAGGAAGGGACUUCAAGAAAGCUAUAACUGUAUCAAAGGUCAAUGAGGGCAGUAAAGCACAGCAGGCAGAGCUGCAACCUGGUGACAUUAUCUUGGAGAUCAAUGGGGAAAACACUGCAGACAUGCUGAACGUUGAGGCCCAAAACAAGAUCAAGAGCUCCAAGACUCAAUUGCAGCUGCUGGUGGAAAGACCUGAACCUCCCAGUCCUGGACAGACCAACGGCAUCACCACCCCAGAACAACUCACCGGACGCUUUCAGGAGGCAGUAAUAGUGAGUCGGGAUGAGAACCAGAACUACACAGAGUACACCAUAUCCAGCCCUGCAUCACUGUCACCUGGACCUUAUUCACCAGACCCUCCUGCCAGUCCUGAUGGAAAGAGAGAGAGGCUGAUGCCAACCAACAAUAAGAGUGUCCAGCUGCGUUCAUGGUCUCCAGAGGAGAGAAGUCACAGACUGUCCAGACCGCUGUCACAGGAAUUCUCUCCUUCAGAUUACAGAAGUAACUCUGUGUCGAGCAGAACCCCCACCCCACCAGGACGCUACUCUCCACACAGCCCCAUUGAUCCAGAUGUACCUAUGUCCCCUCGUCGCAGCAGUUUGAACUCCGACUUUGCCAUGCGCAAGUUUGACAAGGACUCAGAAGUGUACAAGAUGAUCCAGGAGAAUAAGGAGUUCCGCACAGCACCUCGACAAUCCACCACGUUUAAAAUGCUGCAAGAGGUCCUGGAGGCUGAUGAGAAAGAGGCGGCCUUGCGGUUCCCAGGAAAGCUUUCUCCCAACACCCCCAAAGUGCACCCACCAGUGGCCGGCGUCAGCAAAUUCCACACCUGUGAGAAGUGUGGCACCAGCAUUGUCACACAGGCCGUGCGAAUCACAGACGACCGCUUCCGCCACCCGGAGUGCUACACCUGCACAGAUUGUGGUUUGAACCUCAGGAUGAGAGGUCACUUUUGGGUCGACGAUGUGAUGUACUGUGAGAAGCACGCCAACCAGAGGUACCAGGGCCCCGGUAGUUCCCCACGAUCCACCGUGUCCCCUCGCCAAUGAGUCUGCCGUUCCUCACCUGCCUCACUCUGGACAUAGAGCGCUGCUUGCCUGCCUGAAGGUCCAACUCAUCCAACUCAAAUGAUAGACCUUGGGAUGAACAUGGAGGUGGACUGUGGUCAAUGAUAUGCCAGUGGAUUUUGUUUUCUGAUCACAGUUAACCAUACUUUGCAAUAUUAUGUUUCAUUUUCUUGCCUUUUUUAUAACUGUAUAAUAACUGGGGCUUGUUUUUUUCAUAUGGCCCCGACUCCACAACUCUUUAGGUAUUAUUAGCUCUAAUAAUGCACAGCUGCCAUAGAUGGAAAUCACAUCCAACGGUCCUAAGGUCAAACUAACAGAACACCAAUGUUUGUGUGGUAGACUCAACAGGACUGGUCCCAAACUACAAAAUCCCAGUGAAAUAGUGAAAUAUGGCUGUUUGGAUAUUCUGCAAAUGAAAAGGGACCAAAUGUCACCUAUACUCCAUGCCAGUUAAAAAGUACUGUACACAGACUGUGCUGUGUGUGAACAUGUGUGGGGUUUGUGGGUGUGUAUGGGUGCAUGCUUUCACAUGCAGGAGUGCGAUAGCUUCUGCAUGCCUUCCUGGCAUCUGUGUGUAUGUAUGUGUGAGCGUGAGAAUGAGGGAUGAAAGAAAGGGGGGUUCAAGUUGUUGCAGACACCAAGGAGAUUGUGAACUUUGUGCUAGAAUAAGGCCAAAAGCUCCACAGUUUUUCUGUUUUUUUUUUCUUUUGUAAGCAGAAUAUAUUAAUAGAAAUAAUGAAAAAAAAUUGCUGACUUUUUUUUGCUAUUUUGUUGCUUAUGAGGGACUAUAGAACUGUUCACUAAACAAAUAUUUUUGAUGUUUUUGUGAUUGAACAAUAUUCUAUAAUAUAGGCCAUUUUAAUGCAUAAUGUAUGCACAGGACAUUUAGUGUGAAAAGAUUUGAUACUAUAGUACACUUGUCCAGUUUGCAGCAGUACUCAGAGAUACACUAUAAUAAUGUUCGCAUUUCAUGUGGCACUUAAUAAAUCACACAAUGUAAAACUUU
Molecule: messenger RNA, 2495 nt
Organism: Sphaeramia orbicularis (orbiculate cardinalfish)
Lineage: Eukaryota; Metazoa; Chordata; Actinopteri; Kurtiformes; Apogonidae
Gene: pdlim2
Product: PDZ and LIM domain 2 (mystique)
Exons: 10
Coding region: 368-1471 (367 amino acids)
Biological process (GO): actin cytoskeleton organization; heart development; muscle structure development
Cellular component (GO): adherens junction; stress fiber; filamentous actin
Molecular function (GO): actin binding; muscle alpha-actinin binding
Source: RefSeq, a predicted model, not a curated record